This is a messenger RNA of Cotesia glomerata, 3313 nucleotides long. It is a transcript of the gene Cdc27, whose product is annotated as cell division cycle protein 27 homolog. The coding region runs from base 260 to 2830 and encodes 856 amino acids. Gene Ontology annotation, biological process: cell division. The transcript is spliced from 7 exons. Gene Ontology annotation, molecular function: protein binding. NCBI's taxonomy places the organism in Eukaryota, Metazoa, Arthropoda, Insecta, Hymenoptera, Braconidae. The record is from RefSeq and is a predicted model, not a curated record.
GAGAAAUAUCAGUCAGUUGUUGACUUGAAAUAAGCAGAGUAAAGAUGGAUUCUCGUGUAAAUGUUGAAUAUUUCCAAUGAAUCGUUUAAACCUUGUCACUCGUCUUAUCAUUUUUCUUAUCUUAAUCGAAUUCGCAGUAACUCACCCGGAUCAUAGUUUAGCAAGAACAACUAGCCUAUUAUAAUAUUAAAAUAAAGGAGUCGGUCGUUGAACUGUGUACUGAUAAAUUGGAAAUAUAACGAGUGAAGAAGCUGCAAGCAUGAUUGUACAGGAGCCAGUUCAGGCUGCCAUAUGGCAUUGUCUCAAUCAUUACGCGUACAAUGACGCUAUUUUUCUAUCAGAAAGACUUUUUGCUGAAGUGGACAACGAGGACACACUAUUUCUACUAGCCACAUGUUACUACCGCGCUGGGAGGGUAAGACAAGCGUACGGCUUGCUGACAAAAAAAUCACCGAGCACACCGCAGUGUCGUUUUCUUCUCGCAAAAUGCUGCUACGAUUUAGAGAAAUGGGCGGAAGCCGAGGCGGCUAUUGUCGGGGGUUACUACAAGCAAGUUAAAAAUUUAGACGACAUAGUUUUACAAUUCGGCGACCAAGCGUGCUUUUCACUCCAAAUAAUAGCUAAAGUAUACUACAAAUUGACAAGAACUUCAAAAGCCAACGAAGCGCAUAAAUUAGCAUUAAAGUUGAACCCAUUUUUGUGGCACUCGUUCGAGGAGCUCUGUAAUGUCGGCGAAAAGGUUGACCCCAACAAAGUAUUUCAGUUGGAAAAAAUAGACACCUUCGCCAUGUGUCACGGCACUAACCAGCUUAACUAUAUUUCCGAGCCUGAUGUCAUUCUUCCCAACACGCCCACGCCAAACAUCAAUAUAACUCCAACGCAGGCUGUGAUUGUCAAUGGAAAUAAUCAGGGUGCGAGAUUGCACCCCUCAAUAGAAGAAAGUCCCCAACCACAGGCUAUUUUUUACACAAACCUUUCGACGAUAUCACCCCGCAGCAAACCUCAGCGAUAUCGUAGUAUGUUUAGUAAUUCGAUGAGUCCUCUCACUCCGAGUUUUGGAAUUCUUCCGCUGGACAAUAAUACGCCAGAACCAACAGUACUACCUUCGUUAGUUACCUUAACUGAGUCUAAUGAUCAGAAAAGUUUAGCUAAACGUGUCAGUAGUCUUCGUGCCCAUGUAGGUCAAUUUAUGUCAAGAAAAGAGACUCCACUGCAGCAAGGCAAGCCUGUAUUUUCCCAGUCAGGAAACACGAGCAACACGGCGAACAUCGUAACAGUAACACCAACAACCCCAACACCAGCAACGCCAACUCUCCAGGGUCCAAACGUGCGACGCUCUUCUAGACUGUUUAGUCACAGUUACUCCGUGAAAGAGAACAACAAAUCUCCAAACAGGAACAAGUUCACGACACCAAAGUCCCCGUCUCGGAAGACUAAAGCUCGUCUGUCGAAGACUAACCUUAACAAAGCGACAUUCAACGAGCUGAACGAGCGCAACAGAAGCGAUAAGGAGAAAAGUGAGACAAUAACUUCUGAAAAAAUGGUCGCUACGACAAAUGCGUUGAAUCAAAAUAGUAAUACCAAUAACAACAAUAAUAACAGUAGUAAUAAUAACAGUAAUAAUAAUAACAGCAACAGCAAUUGUGCUACUCAGCAGCAGUGCGCGGUUUUGGUUCAAAAACAGUGUGCAGAAGGUCUGAUGUCGCUGUUGAGAGAACUGGGGCUGGCUUAUCAGCACUUGAGUCAGUUCAACUGCUCCCAAGCCGUGGAAAUUUUAAGCGUGCUCCCAAAGCAUCAUUACAAUACUGGCUGGGUCUUGUCAAUGCUGGCUCGAGCUCACUUCGAGAUGAAUGAUUACAAAAAAGCCGCGAAUUACUUCGCGGAAGUCAGACAGUUGGAGCCACAGAGGAUGGACCUGAUGGAGAUCUACAGCACUGUCUUGUGGCACUUGCACUCCGAAGUCCAGCUAUCCACUUUAGCCCAGGAGCUGGUCGCUGAAGAUCGCAGCUCUCCUGCGGCCUGGUGCGCGACUGGUAAUCUUUUUUCUGCACAGACCGAGCACGAAACCGCGAUAAAGUUCUUCCAGCGCGCGAUCCAGGUCGAUCCUAAUUUCCCCUACGCCUACACGCUGCUAGGACACGAAUAUGUGUUGACUGAGGAACUGGAGAAGGCUGUUCAUGCGUUUAGGAACGCGAUCAGGCUGGAUCCCAGGCACUACAAUGCUUGGUUUGGAUUGGGAACUAUCUAUUCUAAGCAGGAACAGUAUAGCUUGGCUGAAGUUCACUUCAAAAGGGCGCUGCAGAUCAAUCCGUAUCACUCGGCUAUCAUGUGCCACAUUGGAGUCGUUCAACAUGCAUUGAAGAAGACCGAUCUUGCACUCAGGACUCUCAAUGUUGCGAUUACUAACGCUCCGGAUAAUACUUUGUGCAAGUUUCAUAGAGCUAGUAUUAAUUUCUCCAUUGGACGGUAUAAUGAGGCGCUUAGAGAGUUUGAAGAACUUAAAAAUAUCGCACCCAAAGAAUCUCUAGUCUAUUAUUCGAUAGGAAAGGUUCAUAAAAAACUUGGCAAUACUCAUUUGGCGCUGAUGUACUUCAGUUGGGCUACGGAUUUAGACCCCAAAGGCGUUAACAGUCAAAUUAAAGAAGCUAUUUUAAGUCCUGGACAAGGUGAUGAAGAAACGCCAGUUGCUAAUUCUGGAAACGAGCAACAGGGUCAAAAUAUAACCCAACAUGAAACAGAAGGAGGUGGUGAACUAACGGCCGAGGUCAGCGGUCUGGCAAGUACAAUAAGCGUAGUAACAAAUCAAGAUGACAGCGAUGACAGCUUAUGAAGGCUCCGAGCAAGCCACGUGAGUUUGCUUGCGUACCGAUUAAACUCCAGUAUCCGUCGUCGUCGACUAGCUCGUUACCGUCUGAGACGCCUCCAACGACCUCGCCACCGCCUUAGUCGUAAUCGUAAUCGUCAUCGUUAUCGUCGCAUCUACUGACGUAAAAAAAAUAAAAAUACACAAAAAGCAAAAAUAAAAAACCAUCAAAUAAUUAUUUAAUUUAAAAUAAAAAGAGCUAGAAAGUCGUGAGGAAUCAAAGGGGCCCACGAUAAGAGUCCCAUAAAAUAUUUUAGUUUUUAUUUCACUAAUAAAGACAUUUAAAAAAAUGAUCAUUAAUAAACGCGUGUUAAAGGUCGCAGUAAAUUUAUUAUUACUAUUAAUAUCAUUAUUUAUUAUUUAAUUAAUUAAUUAUACUAAGUAUAACACACUGUCAUCGUGAUUUAAUAUAAUGUGUAAGACCAAGAGGGCAAAAAAAAAUUUAAUUAC